Molecule: messenger RNA, 4666 nt
Organism: Echinops telfairi (small Madagascar hedgehog)
Lineage: Eukaryota; Metazoa; Chordata; Mammalia; Afrosoricida; Tenrecidae
Gene: ERBB4
Product: erb-b2 receptor tyrosine kinase 4
Exons: 27
Coding region: 93-3839 (1248 amino acids)
Biological process (GO): protein phosphorylation; positive regulation of kinase activity; multicellular organism development
Cellular component (GO): signaling receptor complex; basal plasma membrane
Molecular function (GO): transmembrane receptor protein tyrosine kinase activity; ATP binding; epidermal growth factor receptor binding
Source: RefSeq, a predicted model, not a curated record
GCGCAGGGACAGAGAAUAAACUGAGCUCUCUUUCGGACCUGGAGCAGCAGUACCGAGCUUUGCGCAAAUACUACGAGAACUGUGAGGUAGUCAUGGGAAACCUGGAGAUAACCAGCAUCGAGCACAACCGGGACCUCACCUUCCUGCGGUCUGUUCGAGAAGUCACGGGCUACGUGUUAGUGGCUCUAAACCAGUUUCGUUACUUGCCUCUGGAGAAUUUGCGCAUUAUUCGUGGGACAAAACUUUAUGAGGAUCGAUAUGCGUUGGCAAUAUUUUUAAACUACAGAAAAGAUGGGAACGUUGGGCUUCAAGAACUUGGAUUGAAGAACUUGACAGAAAUCCUGCAUGGUGGAGUCUAUGUCGACCAGAACAAAUUCCUUUGCUAUGCUGACACAAUUCAUUGGCAAGAUAUUGUUCGGAAUCCGUGGCCUUCCAACUUGACUCUGGUGUCAACAAAUGGUAGCAAUGGAUGUGGCCGUUGCCAUAAAUCCUGCACCGGCCGAUGCUGGGGACCCACAGAAAACCACUGCCAGACUUUGACCAGGACAGUGUGUGCCGAGCAAUGUGAUGGCAGGUGCUAUGGUCCCUACGUCAGUGACUGCUGCCACCGAGAAUGUGCUGGCGGCUGCGCAGGACCGAAGGACACUGACUGCUUUGCCUGCAUGAAUUUCAACGACAGUGGAGCAUGUGUUACUCAGUGUCCUCAAACAUUUGUCUACAAUCCAACUACCUUUCAACUGGAGCACAAUUUCAAUGCUAAGUACACCUAUGGAGCAUUCUGUGUCAAGAAAUGCCCGCAUAACUUUGUGGUAGAUUCCAGUUCUUGUGUACGUGCCUGUCCUAGUUCCAAAAUGGAAGUAGAAGAGAAUGGGAUUAAAAUGUGUAAGCCUUGCACUGAUAUUUGCCCAAAAGCUUGUGAUGGCAUCGGCACAGGAUCGUUGAUGUCAGCUCAGACUGUGGAUUCCAGCAACAUCGACAAAUUCAUAAACUGCACCAAGAUCAAUGGAAAUUUGAUUUUCCUUGUCACUGGAAUUCAUGGGGACCCUUACAAUGCAAUUGAAGCCAUAGACCCAGAAAAGCUAAGUGUCUUCCGGACAGUCAGAGAGAUAACAGGUUUCUUGAACAUACAGUCAUGGCCUCCAAACAUGACGGACUUCAGUGUUUUUUCGAACUUGGUCACUAUUGGUGGAAGAGUACUCUAUAGUGGCCUCUCCUUGCUCAUCCUCAAGCAGCACAGCAUCACUUCGUUGCAAUUCCAGUCUCUGAAGGAAAUCAGCGCUGGAAACAUCUACAUAACCGACAAUAGCAAUCUGUGCUAUUAUCAUACCAUUAAUUGGACAAUGCUCUUCAGCACAAUCAAUCAAAGAAUCGUAAUCCGGGACAACAGGAAAGCUGACAACUGUACUGCAGAAGGAAUGGUGUGCAACAAUCUGUGCUCCAGUGAUGGCUGCUGGGGACCGGGGCCAGACCAGUGCCUGUCGUGCCGACGUUUCAGUAGGGGACGGACCUGCAUAGAGUCAUGCAACCUCUACGAAGGUGAGUUUCGCGAAUUUGAGAAUGGAUCCAUCUGCGUAGAGUGUGACCCUCAGUGUGAGAAGAUGGAAGAGGGGGUCCUCACGUGCCAUGGACCGGGACCUGACAACUGUACAAAGUGCUCCCAUUUUAAGGAUGGCCCAAACUGUGUAGAAAAAUGUCCAGAUGGCUUACAGGGAGCAAACAGUUUCAUUUUCAAGUAUGCUGAUCAGGAUCGAGAAUGUCACCCAUGCCAUCCAAACUGUACCCAAGGGUGCAUAGGCUCAAGUAUUGAAGACUGCAUUGGCCUGAUGGAUAGGUGUGGCGGUCCCACUAGUCAUGACUGCAUUUACUAUCCAUGGACGGGCCAUUCCACUUUACCACAACAUCCUAGAACGCCCCUGAUCGCAGCUGGCGUCAUCGGCGGGCUCUUCAUCCUGGUCAUCAUGGGCUUGUCCUUUGCAGUGUAUGCCCGAAGGAAGAGCAUCAAAAAGAAAAGGGCUUUAAGAAGAUUCCUGGAAACGGAGUUGGUAGAACCCCUAACUCCCAGUGGCACAGCACCUAAUCAAGCUCAACUUCGGAUCUUGAAAGAAACUGAGCUCAAGAGGGUGAAAGUCCUUGGCUCUGGGGCCUUUGGAACUGUGUAUAAAGGCAUUUGGGUACCAGAAGGAGAAACAGUGAAGAUUCCUGUGGCUAUUAAGAUUCUCAAUGAGACAACUGGCCCUAAAGCUAAUGUGGAGUUUAUGGAUGAAGCUCUGAUCAUGGCAAGUAUGGACCAUCCACACCUAGUCCGAUUACUUGGUGUGUGCCUGAGCCCAACCAUUCAGCUGGUUACUCAGCUUAUGCCCCAUGGCUGCCUCCUGGAUUAUGUCCAUGAACACAAGGAUAACAUUGGUUCACAGCUGCUGCUUAACUGGUGUGUCCAGAUAGCUAAGGGAAUGAUGUAUCUGGAAGAAAGACGGCUUGUUCAUCGGGAUUUGGCAGCACGUAAUGUCUUAGUAAAAUCACCAAAUCAUGUGAAAAUCACAGAUUUUGGACUAGCCAGACUCUUGGAAGGAGAUGAAAAAGAAUAUAAUGCCGACGGAGGGAAGAUGCCAAUUAAAUGGAUGGCUCUGGAAUGUAUACACUAUAGGAAAUUCACCCAUCAGAGUGACGUUUGGAGCUAUGGAGUCACUAUUUGGGAACUGAUGACCUUUGGAGGAAAGCCCUACGAUGGAAUUCCAACUCGAGAAAUCCCUGAUUUAUUAGAAAAAGGAGAACGUUUGCCUCAACCUCCCAUCUGCACCAUCGACGUUUACAUGGUCAUGGUCAAAUGUUGGAUGAUUGAUGCUGACAGCAGACCUAAAUUCAAAGAACUGGCCGCUGAAUUUUCCAGGAUGGCUCGAGACCCUCAAAGAUACCUAGUUAUUCAGGGUGAUGACCGCAUGAAGCUUCCUAGUCCAAAUGACAGCAAGUUCUUCCAGAAUCUACUAGACGAAGAGGAUUUGGAAGACAUGAUGGAUGCUGAGGAGUACCUGGUCCCUCAGGCCUUCAACAUCCCUCCUCCCAUCUAUACUUCCAGAGCCAGAAUUGAUUCAAACAGGAACCAAUUUGUAUACCGAGAUGGGGGCUUCGCUCCAGAACAAAGCAUGCCCGUGCCGUACAGAGCCACAAGCAGCACGAUCCCAGAAGCUCCAGUGACUCCGGGUGCAACAGCUGAGAUGUUUGACGAGUCCUGCUGUAACGGCACUCUGCGUAAGCCAGUGCUACCCCAUGCCCAGGAGGACAGCAGCACCCAGAGGUACAGUGCUGACCCUACCAUGUUUGCCUCGGAACGGAGCCCACGAGGAGACCUCGAUGAGGAAGGUUACAUGACACCCAUGCGAGACAAACCCAAACAAGAAUAUUUGAACCCUGUGGAGGAGAAUCCUUUUGUUUCUCGGAGAAAAACCAGUGAUCUUCAAGCCCUGGAAAAUCCCGACUACCACAACGCUUCCACUGGUCCACCCAAGGCAGAAGAUGAGUAUGUGAAUGAGCCACUGUACCUCAACGCCUUUGCCAAUGCCUUGGGGAACAGCGAACAUCUGAAGAACAACGUACUGUCUGUGCCGGAGAAGGCCAAGAAAGCUUUCGACAACCCUGACUACUGGAACCACAGCCUGCCACCUCGGAGCACCCUUCAGCACCCAGACUACCUGCAGGAGUACAGCACAAAAUAUUUUUAUAAACAGAAUGGACGGAUCCGGCCUAUUGUGGCGGAGAAUCCUGAAUACCUCUCGGAGCUCUCCCUGAAGCCAGGCCCUGUGCUGCCGCCUCCUCCCUACAGACACCGAAAUACUGUGGUGUAAGCUGAGCAGCGAGUUUGAGAUUGAUAGACACACCCGCUCCAAUCUCCUUGCCCCUCUCUUUCUCUAUGGUCUUCCUUCUACAACAAGGCCAGUCGUUUUGACUCUUCCCAGGGGGAGAUGUAAAGUUGCAAUGAUUGCUAUGUGCUAUCUAAGUCAAACUGUAGAAGGAAGGACUAGAAGAGAAAGACAGGCGGGACCACACUGUUUCUUCAUUUCUCUGCAUGGGUUUGUCAGGGGACUGCAACAACUAUCGAAGGGACAGUCCAUGUAAGCCAGCUACCUGCUAUCAAACUACUUCUCAACUUUUCCUUUUCUCUUUUCUUUCUGUUAAGCCCAGGGUUUCUCUUGCUACCCAUUAGAAAGAAUGUGUGUGUAUUCAGGAUCCCUGGAAAUCAUUAUAAGCUCCCACGAGCACAAAAGGAAUACUUUUUCUCUCCUAGGUGAUAGUAACAGAGAUUGAGUAUCUAAUUUCUUUCUCGCACAAUUCUACCCAAGUAAGAAAAGCCAAGUCCACUUUCACCAUUUUGAAUUGCCAUCAGAAGACUUAGUAGACAUUAAGUUUGGCAAUUUCUUUAUCCUUUUUUUGCUUUGGCCUAUCCAAUUUCUGCUUGAGUCUUUAAUUUCUAAUUGGAAAUAUUUUUGCAUCAAACUUUCUCAUGUGUUGAUAGAAUCAACAGAACUCAAACAAAAAUGUCAUAACAUGACGAAAAAGCCAAUGCUGUCAACAUGCAGCUUUGGACAUUAAAUGGGGAGGCCAAGAUAUUAGUCAAUUGCAACAUCAAACUUAGCUUCCAUGCCUUACAAUAUUAAACAGAUACCCCCCUCAA